AGGACGCGGGGUUGGUGGGCGGGGACCGGGUGGGUGCUUGGCAGCACUCGGUGACAUCUGGAGCUCGCGGGCCGCCGGGACCCCCCAGACUCCACGCCAUGGCGCGCGCGGGCGCCGCGGGCUCUCACCUCUCCGCGGUGGGCCUGGACAUUUUCGGGGACCUGAGGAAGAUGAACAAGCGGCAGCUCUAUUACCAGGUUCUGAACUUUGCCAUGAUCGUGUCGUCCGCGCUGAUGAUCUGGAAGGGCCUGAUCGUGCUCACGGGCAGCGAGAGCCCCAUCGUGGUGGUGCUGAGCGGCAGCAUGGAGCCAGCCUUCCACAGAGGGGACCUCCUGUUCCUCACCAACUUCCGGGAAGACCCCAUCCGCGCGGGCGAGAUUGUUGUGUUCAAGGUGGAAGGACGAGACAUCCCCAUUGUGCACAGAGUGAUCAAGGUCCACGAAAAAGAUAACGGCGACAUCAAGUUUCUGACGAAAGGAGACAAUAACGAAGUGGACGACAGAGGCCUGUACAAGGAAGGCCAGAACUGGCUGGAGAAGAAGGACGUGGUGGGCCGCGCCCGAGGGUUUUUACCUUACGUCGGCAUGGUCACCAUCAUCAUGAAUGACUACCCAAAAUUCAAGUACGCCCUGCUGGCAGUGAUGGGUGCCUACGUGUUACUGAAACGCGAAUCCUGAGAGGAGAAGCAGCAGUUUCGCGAGCCAGGUGGAGCUGAAUUCUGUGGUGAAAGAGAAUAACUAAUAUAUUCGAAAGGUUUCACUUUCUGUAUAAAAAGGAAACAACACGAAGCUU
Molecule: messenger RNA, 792 nt
Organism: Sorex fumeus (smoky shrew)
Lineage: Eukaryota; Metazoa; Chordata; Mammalia; Eulipotyphla; Soricidae
Gene: SEC11C
Product: SEC11 homolog C, signal peptidase complex subunit
Exons: 6
Coding region: 99-677 (192 amino acids)
Cellular component (GO): signal peptidase complex; membrane
Molecular function (GO): serine-type endopeptidase activity
Source: RefSeq, a predicted model, not a curated record